This is a messenger RNA of Amoebophrya sp. A25, 1629 nucleotides long. The record is from the annotation of a GenBank genome assembly. NCBI's taxonomy places the organism in Eukaryota, Dinophyceae, Syndiniales, Amoebophryaceae.
AAAGGAAUCAAUGGCUGUUUAGUUUUUUUGACAUCUUGACGGCUUUCAAGAGAGAGUGUGGCGAGUCGUAUUAUAAAUGACAUUGACUUGUUUGUUAGGCUCAUUUCUUCAUGCGAUACAAUUUUGUAAUCUAAGUAAGUUCUUUUUUUUCGAACGUAGACGUUUUUGUUGUUUUUUUUUGUUUCUAAUAAUCAAGUUCAAGAUUUAUUUCUGAAGACCACAGCAAGUAAACAAAAACCAAAACGAAAAUCAUGGUGUCCAUGUCGGACGUUGCGAAGAAGGAGAAGAUGGCACAGCUUGUGGCUGAUAUGGAAGGGCAAUGUAGCUGGAUUCCUAUUGAGGGAUUCCUUGGAACGAGUGUCCGCGUGUGGCGAGAAAAAGUACCCCAAACUCAAUCCUGGUGCUACAUCCCGCUUAUUGCGUCGGCACUGGGAUCUCUUCCACCAGAGCUACUCGCCCAGCAAGAUGAAGAAUUGUCGAAUGUUAUGAAUCCUCGUGGCGCCUCCGUCAGAGUACUUAGGCUUAGUCCGUUGAGGUAGCUAUGGAUGUUUUCAAUUAGACCUUACGCUGACUGAAAUCUGGAGGUCGGUGUAUUUAUCCUCGACAAAGAUGAUGCUAGAACUAGCUGGCAGGAAGAUCCAAGCCAUGAAACUUGAGAAAAAAUGCGAACACCUAGUUGGGAAUACGAAUACUCUUUGUUGUACUACUGGUAAUACGAAUUCGUCAUUUCUUUUUUCGGUUUGCUUUCCUAGUUAGGUUUGCUCCAGCAAUCUUAUUGUACUACGCACUUCUACUUCUUCUAUGUAGUGAUACUAGCUUUAAAUAUGCUGGUGAAUCGACGAAGGGUGCUUCGGCGACAAGAUUUGCGACAGAAGAGGAUAUUGCGAAUGCCCAAUCCUUUUGGCGAGCGACGUUUUCGAGAUGGGAUGCAUGGGUAGCCGAUUUGCAAGCUGGAAUCACGCGGAAGCAUGGGUCUUUAGCCUCGUGUCGUAUUUUUUUGGCAGCCAAUGCUGGCAAGAAAGGAAACAAAAUUGAGGCUCGUUUCAAUUCCACAUAUAAUUAAAUACACAAUGCAUACCCGUCUAAGGACUGGGUAUACCAUCAUCGUCAUCAUUGCAAUUUUAUUUUUUUUUGUAGUGCCAUGCUUAUCCGGAAGGGAAGAGCUUGCAUGUUUAUCGGCUUUCCGUCUUCGGAAUAAGUGAGAAAAUGGAAGCAAGAAACUAAAUACCUUGAGCUCACUCUAACAGAAAGGGCGCAGAAAAGGGCCGGGAUGAUCAUGGUGGCGAUGCUAGUUCGUCAGGGUCGCAGCGGGACGGGCCUGGUGGGGACGCUGGGAAGAGUAAUCAUGUGGGCGCAACUUCUACAGGAGACCUCGCUUCCAAUCAGAACAAAGGGGACUAUGGAAACGGAAAGAAGGGCAAAGGCAAGAGAAGAGGUAAGAAGGGUAGUACAACACCUCUCGUAGUUGGCCAAGCAAAAAAUUUCGGGGUAUUGCCGCAUCCCCCGGCGCGGCAACAAGAAAUGCUUCUUGAGUCAUGCCUAAAUCCAGAUUUACUCGUCGAAAUUUACGCGAGUAUAGGUUUUAUCAAAGCACAGUGCGAACAACGUCAACAUCAGACAGCGAAGUGA